AUGAUGAAAAACAGAUUCGAACCAAUAGCAUGUCCUGUUUGCUCAAAAAACGUUUAUUUUGCAGAAGAAGUAAGGGCUAUGGGUCGUGGAUUUCAUAAACAAUGUUUCAAAUGCUGUCAAUGUUCCAAAGCUCUAGACAGUUUUACUGCAAAUGAUCAUAAGGGUUCUUUGUACUGCAAAAAUUGCUAUGCAAAGAACUACGGACCAAAUGUCUAUGGUUUUACAACGAAUAGCACACUAAUGAGAAGUACUUAUGAUCUUCGAGAUUGUACUAAAAUGAAUGGUUAUUCACAUUCUCAUAGUCCAAUGAUAAAUCAAUCACAAGAUUAUCAUUCACAAGAUCGUUUAACUCAUUUAGAACAUAGUGGAAAUUAUAUUCCACGUCCAUUUCGUAUACGAUGGUCUAGUGGAAAUUGUAAUUCAACACGUUGUGCAAAUUGUUCAGAUAUUGUUUAUGCAAAUGAAAGAAUAGAUGCAGUUGGUAAAGUAUUUCAUCGUUUAUGCUUUAAAUGUAAUGAUUGUCAACGUCUUCUUGAUCGUGGUACUGCAUGUGAUCAUAAUCGUGAAGUAUUUUGUCAUAAUUGUUAUAUUAAAAACUUUGGUUCCAAAGGUUUAAAAGCUGGUACAAAUCUACGUUGUGCUUAA
Messenger RNA from Schistosoma guineensis, 645 nucleotides. NCBI's taxonomy places the organism in Eukaryota, Metazoa, Platyhelminthes, Trematoda, Strigeidida, Schistosomatidae. The record is from the annotation of a GenBank genome assembly.